This is a messenger RNA of Saccostrea echinata, 5048 nucleotides long. Its product is annotated as stromal interaction molecule 1-like. Gene Ontology annotation, biological process: intracellular calcium ion homeostasis; activation of store-operated calcium channel activity; store-operated calcium entry. Gene Ontology annotation, molecular function: calcium ion binding; protein binding; calcium channel regulator activity. NCBI's taxonomy places the organism in Eukaryota, Metazoa, Mollusca, Bivalvia, Ostreida, Ostreidae. The coding region runs from base 174 to 2333 and encodes 719 amino acids. The record is from RefSeq and is a predicted model, not a curated record. The transcript is spliced from 16 exons. Gene Ontology annotation, cellular component: plasma membrane; endoplasmic reticulum.
UAGACAACUCUCGGUGACUUCCAUUAGGUGACGAAAGAAGUGAUGGCGAAGAAGGGAUACUCUUGUUUUAAAGGGAACAGUUUAUCUAUGAUGCCUUAACGGAACAUUAUGCGAUAUUGUUUAUAUAUUUGGAUUAAUAAUGAAAUUUGGUUUCAAAAUAUCUUCUUGUCCACAUGAAAACGGAGCGAUAUUUAUAUUGGCUUCUAAAAAUGACAACUGUCUUGUAUGCGACAGUGUGUGCGUUCGUUGCUUUUUCUGCACUCGGUAACUCCACCAAUUUAACAAACAGAAGUGAACCACUCAAGUCCUUUGAGACGUACGGUUCGGACGGACAGUUUGUGAUCGUUUGCGAUGAGAAAGACAUUGUGUGCAAGCGAGACAACAUUAGUCUGGAAGCUGUGUAUGAAAUUCACCGCCUCAUAGACGAUGACCAAAAUGGCAAUGUUGACCAGUCAGAAAGUGACGAGUUUAUGAGAGAUGAACUUCAGUACAAAGAUGGGUCAAAUGAAAGAUUGUCGAUUUUCCAUGGCAACGAUAAGUUGAUAAGUGUGGAGGAUUUGUGGCAUGCGUGGAAGAAAUCACAAGUUUACAACUGGACUAUAGAGGAGGUCACUGAAUGGCUGUCAAAACAUGUGGAACUUGGUCAAUAUGUGUCCACGUUCCAGCAGGCCAAGAUCGAUGGCACAAUGUUACCAAGCAUUGCCAUUCAGAAUAACAACUUCACAAAGAAUGUCCUGAAAAUUAAGAAUGCCAUUCACCGGCAGAAGAUCUCGGUGAAGGCCAUGGAUCUCAUUUUGUUUGGUCCCCCUAAAGAGAAGCAUAACUUUGUGAAGGACCUGAUACUAAUGACCUCCCUUGUAACUGCCCUCGUGGGGUGUGGCAUUGCCUACACAUUCCACAAAUCCUCCAAAGUUCAGAUGAAGAAGGUCAUGGAAGAGAUGGAAAAUUUACAAAAAGCAGAAGACUCUCUGAUGGAACUUCAGGAAAAACUGAAUACAGCCGAAGAAAAACAGAAGUCAGCUUAUCAGGAGAAAGAGACCUUGGAAAUGAGAUACCAGGAUGAAAUUGAUCUGGCAAAGAGGGAGGCAGAAAAACUGAGAAAGGAAAGGGAAGCAGGAAAGCAGGAGGAAAAUUCAGCUCUUACUCUGGCAGAGAGGGAGUUAGAACAGGUUAGGGCAGCUCUCAGGAGGGCAGAAAAGGAAUUAGGGAAGAAGGUACAUUCCGUGCCACCAGAACUCCAAGAAUGGCUUCAACUGACCUACGAAACGGAACAGAUGUACUUCAACAUUCACAAAAGAGAGGCUGAAAAACAGCUGGAGCAGGCUAGGGAGGAAUGCAGACGAAUUCAGAAGAAAAGAGGGGCAUUAUUUGGACCUCUUAGGAUGGCUCCAACAAACUCCAUUGACCAGUUUGAUAAUAAGAUAGAAAGUGCCAGGCAGGCCCUGGAUGAAGUUAGAAAAUGUUUAACAGAGAAAUCCCAGAGGUGGCAUAAUAUAGAAAUGUUAUGUGGCUUUCCCAUCAUCAAUAACCCAGGGAAAGAGCAUCUAAUACAGACCUUAUUUCUAGACACUAGCACAGGUGGAAAUAACUUCUCCACUGCUCUAGGCAGCUUAAAUGUGGAUGAAGCAGAGCUGGACGAAGACCCACAGUAUGGCUCACCUCGGUCAAAGUCAUCAGCCAUGUAUUAUUCGUCUACGAUGUCAAAUGGUUAUUCACGACCAUCCUUGUACACAGGGUACAACAUGCAGGUUCGACAACGACCUAAAGCCCUGGUGGGGAGCAGUUCCUCACUGGUACGCGUAGGAUUUUCUGGCAGCACUAACUCUCUGGGCAGACCGGGGCAUGUAAACAGCCGAAUGGCAGAGAGUCCCGUAUCUCCACUAUCAGAAACGACCAGUGUCAUUUCUGAUUCUGACAGACCUCUCUUUAGCCUGGACGAAAGUUCUUCAGAGUCACCGUCCUCUUCUGAGAUGGAUAAGUCUACAGACCUCACUCUCACUCGUACAGAGGAUUCUGACUCGGACUCUAAAGGGACCAGAUACAGCCACCCUCCCAUAACAAAUGGAGGAGGGAUUGUGAAUAGGCCUCGGUCAGGCACCCACGAGACGGAUAAAGAGAGUGGGGGAAACUUCACCUUGCCCCCCAGCACACGACUAAUCACCCAAAACUCCAGCCCUACACUUAUGCCGAAAUCCCAGUCAGAACUCAACAUAAAGAAACUGAUGUUGAAAUCUGUUAGUUUAGAAAAUGGCAAAAGUGAGGAAAAUGAGAGGCUAGAAAACAAGAAAAAACGACAUCAGUUUCUCAAACUGUUCAAAAAGAAAAAGGCAUAGAGAGGAUAAGCUGUGAUGUGAUAUGUUUAUCUAGGUCUACAAAUAUAUGGGUUUCUGUUUAAGGUUGGUGGUCAAAAAAUAUAAGCACAUACAUGAAAUGUUGUGUAAUAUUUUUGUCCCAUGAUUCCAAGGAAUAGGGUUAAUAUUGAAGUUCAGCUUGAAAGAAGGGAGAUAAUCCCAUCAGUGUUGUGCCACUUUUUUUUAACUUUAAAACAGAUUUAUAGAAUCUAUUUCACUCUGCUUUUCAUGUGCUUUUUCAUACAAUUUUUGCAAUAGAUGAAGAUAUUUACAGAUUAAAUGGUUCUUCAGCAUUGUGGCCUUAUUAUUUUAUUCUUUCCUGUGUUUCAUAUGGUAUAUAAUCCAUACUUUAUCAUGGGUUUGAACUUUUUUUUGUUCAGGUCAUAUUGAAUUUUGUGUACAAACAACAAAAGAUCUUAGGAGUAGUCUGUGUAGGAAUUGUUUAAUUCUGUUUAAAUCAUCAUUACUGUUUUUUAUCAACAUUUGAUGUUCAUCCAAAAAGUAUCUUGAAAUGAGUCAUGACCAGAAGAAUAUGUAUAAAGUUUAGUAUGUAAAAGCAAUAUAUAUAUGAAUUUAUUUUUUGAUCGAUUCAUUUUAUUGAUAAUUUGUUAUACUUCCACAGAUUGGUACUAAUGCUCAAUUUUUCAAAUAUAUAAUAAAUAAGUGUGAUGAUGUUGAUUAUUGAUAAGGAUAUGAAAAGUGGACAAGAUGGCUACCUAUAGUAAUUACAAAUUUUUCUAUCUAUAGAUAUAUUUUUCAGUGUUCAUACAAAGUUGACUGUAUUUUUAACUUGGAAAGGUAAUGUGAAGCUAUCUACAUGCAAUCUUGCUGUUCAUCCCUCAAAACAAAGGGAAAAAAUUCCAGAAACAGCUGCUGGAAAAUUUGUCUGUUAAAAAAGAAGUUUACUGCCACUGAUGUCAACUGGUUCGAAUUUUCAGCCUGUGUUUUUCAGUGAAGACUUUCCUAUUCAUUGGCUAAGUUCUUCUUUUUUUUUUUUAAAUAUCAGUGGAACUAAAUACUGUAUGAAGUAAACUUCCAUGUGUUUUCCUUUCUGACAAUUCAAGUGUGAUUGUAGGUCAAAUGCGAUUGUUAGUCAUUUUGUCUUUGUAUGUCAUGUACUGUAGUAGACUCACAAAUUCACAAUUAAUUUGACAUGCUCUGUUGUAAUUAGACAUUAAUUUAUGCAUUGAUAAAGCUUUAUAACUUGAUAAGGUAGAGAUAUAACUAUGUUUGGAUGAAAUGCUUCUUUAAGUCAGUGAGACAAUUGACUUUUGUGCCAAAUCCCAGGAAUAUGAGUUAUGCUGUCACACCUUUCAGGUCAAGCAGAGUGUCACAGAACACUUACGUGAUUUUUUUUGGUGAAUUAUUCCAUUAUAUAUAUAUAUUUUUUUUGAUGGAGAAGGUUUCUAUCGAACUCUUGGCUUAGUAGUAGUGUAGACAAUCAUUUGUGUUCAUGAGUUGUUUAUUUUUGUGUUAUUUCAAAGAAAUGAAGAUUUGUAACAUUCCUACCGUUUUCACGUGCUUCUUGUGCUGGAAAUAGCUUUGCUUUAUCUUAGUAUAUGAUUAACAGAUUUUUUUCCACAUUUGAAUUUCCCCAACAGAGAAUGCUUUUAUUGUGAUGAAUUUGUCCCUGUGUUUUCCUACAUUCCUUAGUCCCACUUCAGGGGGAAAAAAGGUAAAUGUCCUUCAGUUUUACUUCCUUUUUCCCACAGGGUGACCAAUAUCAUUCAUUUUAUCAUAGACUAGCUUAAUGUAUUUCACAGGAUUCGCUAAUUUUUGUACAUGUACUACUGCAAUUCAUUAACUGAAUCUCAUCGUGUUUUCCUGUGAUGAAGAUUUUGUACUGAAAUUCAAAUACAUUCACUAAUUUAUAUACUACCUUAAUGUUUCUGUCUGUUUCUGAUUUUUUUGCUUAUCAGCUUAUUAAUACAUAGUGUAUCAUGGAGUCUUGCACCUGUUUAUCAAUGAUUGAAAUGCAGGUAUUUUAAUGUUUUACAUGCAAGUGCAAUUGCAGGUUUUGAGUAGUCCAAAUUAUUCUCUUGCCAUUGUGGGUAAUGAAUUAUAGAAUGAUUUUGUUCAGAUUUGUGGAAAUGGCCCCUUGUUCAUAGAGUACCUUAGUUCCUUUACAGCUAUUGUACCUCUAGAACCCUGUUCAGUUAUACCAGCAUUCUUUUUGUUUUAACAUUGGUAGGCAUUGCUUUAUGAGGCCAUCUUUAAAAAUUGUUUGGUUGCCAUCUCCUGACCGACCGGCUCAAAAUGGCCCGACUCAAAAUGUUUUUAACCUCUAGAAAGCAUUUAUUUUUUAUGAAUCCCAGAAAAUAGAUUUUGUAAAUUUAGCCUUGAUGUUAAAAUUUUCCAAGGAAAAUAAUUUUCCAACCUACCUACCAACCCAAGGUUUCCAUCCCGAGUCGGGAGAGGGCAAGCAAACAUUAUUUUAAAGUUGACCUGAUAAAAUAUAUUUUGUCAGGUUAACUUAAACCCUUUAGCAGUAAUUUUAUUAUUCUGUAUUGUUAUAUGACAUUGAAAUAAGCUGUUCAGUAUGCUGACAAUAUUAGAGAUUGUGUUGAACCAGCACUUCUGUGUUGGAUUUAUUAUCUGUUUGUUACCUGUUGUUUCAAUGAAAAAAAAGACCUAUUUUAUGGAUAUUUUUUCACUACUCUGUUAUUGAAUUGUAAAUAAAUAUCACAAUUUAUUAGA